AUGGCAUCUGCCGCCUCAGCUCUCUUCGCCACGGCGCUCGUCAUGGCGCUCAUGCUCGCCGGCAGCAGCAUUUGCCAUGCUGCACGCUUCCUUGCCGAAUCGACUUCGGCAGCCACUCCUGCCGCCGUGCCUGCCGUGCCUGCGGUGCCUGCCGCGGCGGCCUUGCCACCGCUUCCCGCGGUCACCGUGCCACCGAUGCCCACGGUGACGGCGGUCCCCACGGCGACCCUCCCGCCGAUGCCCACGGUGCCCACAGUACCAAACGCCGCGCUGCCCCCUAUGCCGGCCGUCCCCGCCGUGCCCAAGGUGACACUGCCGCCGGUGCCCGCCGUGCCUAAAGUGACACUGCCACCAAUGCCCUCCAUCCCGGGCGUGCCGAAGCCAUUCUUGGCGCCACCUCCUUCGGCAUAA
Miscanthus lutarioriparius is the source of this 411-nucleotide messenger RNA. NCBI's taxonomy places the organism in Eukaryota, Viridiplantae, Streptophyta, Magnoliopsida, Poales, Poaceae. The record is from the annotation of a GenBank genome assembly.